AUGGCUAGAUUCGUAAGACUAUUUUCUACCAUCAAGUCCAAACCUAUAAGCAUCUAUGAAAGCCCAGACUAUGCAAAGCUUGCCUCUAUUAAAGGAAAUUUCGUAAGAGAAGCAAUUUCAGUUCUAGGCCAAAAAUAUCACCAAUUUGUCCCAUUUUACUUGGAAUCUCGCCUUACAACAAUUCAAAAGCGCUUUGUUGUGAAAAUGGACUUGCUUCCUGAAGAGAAUAAGAUCGAAAUCACCUCUCUGCAACUAGGCCAAUUAGACGCCUUUAAAGUUCCUAUAGAGCAAGUUGUUCCAGUGACUCCUCAAGAAUACAUUACAUUACAUUAGGAUUUAUACGUUUAACGUCCAUUACAGGGUAGACUUUCUCCAGGUCUGCCGCUUACCUUUUGCCACAUCGGGCCCCAGUUGCUGGGACAACUCGCUUCGAUCACUAGGGUGCGCCUAGGCAAACGUCAUCGGCUUCGACAGCUCAUGAGUGAGCUACUUGCUUGAGGACAUGGGCUGCUUUUCCGAAAACCCAAAAAAUGGAUUUUCUGGUCAGCUCUCGGCAAAAAAGGAAAAACACGUAGCUCGGGACGUAACACCCGGUUUCACGCUAGGGAGUUGCCCGAUUGGUCCUAAGGACUUUGCUGAGCUUCCCCUUUCCAACUUGCGUGCCUCCUUCCCCAUGAGGAAAAAACCAUUCCUGAAAGUAGACUUGCUAGGCUAUGAGCACAACCAGAAUUGCUUACCUAGCAUUGCCGUCCAUCUCUGAAAUAGCAAAACCUUGCCGGAUAUAUUUAAAAUAUGAGUCGAGGCUGCAUGGCCAGGAGGCCAUGCCCAGACGAAGACGCCAUAUUUUAAUUAUGACUCCUCAAGAAUACACUUUUAAUCAUUCUUUUGGGAAGGUUUUAAAGCACGCAGAAUUUAUGGAUUUAGAAAUGGUUUAUCUUAUAAGGAAGCAGCAAGAAUUUUUGGUGUUUGAUAAAGAAGGAACUUGGAACCAAGAAGGAGUUAAUCAUCCAAGCUUAUCAAUGGAAAAGAAUUAUAAAGAACACGCAUGGAUGGACUUCACAUGUUCGCCAAGAGCUGAUAUUAAUGGUGGGAAUAUCUAUAACAAUUAUUAA
This is a messenger RNA of Blepharisma stoltei, 1112 nucleotides long. NCBI's taxonomy places the organism in Eukaryota, Ciliophora, Heterotrichea, Heterotrichida, Blepharismidae. The record is from the annotation of a GenBank genome assembly.